Molecule: messenger RNA, 5761 nt
Organism: Scophthalmus maximus (turbot)
Lineage: Eukaryota; Metazoa; Chordata; Actinopteri; Pleuronectiformes; Scophthalmidae
Exons: 17
Coding region: 278-4918 (1546 amino acids)
Biological process (GO): positive regulation of translation
Cellular component (GO): cytosol; cytoplasmic stress granule
Molecular function (GO): mRNA 3'-UTR binding
Source: RefSeq, a predicted model, not a curated record
GGAGCGGAAGCUCAGUGCGGCUGAUGGUCGCCUGGCCCGUCGUGUGUUAACCCCGCGGGGGACGAGAGGCUGUCGGGCUCCGGCAGCUGGCUCCUCCAGCCACUCCAGCGUGUUUCCUAAGUUCAUUUAAAGCGAAUGAGAGGAGAAGUUAACUCCGGUGUUCCGCCCGAGGAGGCCGAAUAAAGUUACCGAGCAACACCCGGAAGUCUCCGUGGCGACCGUGGACCGCAGAGCUGCACUCAUCCCGUUGCCGUUUACGACUACCAGCCCGAGUCACAUGACGUCUUGCCAAUACCAGCUGUGUCCAGCUGAUCUACAGGCCGGAGAAAAGAUGGGCUGCUGCUUUAGUAAGGAGCUGAACCCCGACGGCCCCCCAAGCGAGAGGAGCAGUUUGUUACAGCCCCCGCUCCACAACGGGCUGACCGAGGUGACGGAGCAGGUCAGGCAACACGCCGCGGCCGUGGCUCAGCAUGUGUGCUUGGAGGGAGAGGAGACGAGUGUGCCGGGCGGACCGGCCCGGAGGACGACUCUGGAACAUGAGGCAAGAAUUCCAGGACUGGACGACAAAGUUUGCACAUGGGUCGCUGUGGCCGGCAGGGACAGCGAGACCUGCAGAGUGGGGGAUCUUAAACCGGUGGAGGAGAAGGAGGCUAUUAUUAUCACUACCAGCACAAAUAUACAUUCAAACAGGGACACAGAGGCUGGCGUUCUUCACACUCCCAGGCCGAGCUGUGAGCCGGCUCCCUAUAUGGAGGUGCUCACACAGAGUCCCGUCAGACAGAAGAUUCUGGAGAAUGCCCGGGCGUUGUGGGUCAACCAACUCCCAGAGGGGCACAAACCGGCGAGGUGUUUGUCCGCUCCCACCAGGUUACCCACCGCCAGCGUCGCAGUGAGCGAGGUGUCGGGCGACCAGCUGGCCAGUGUGUGUCGGGGGACACAGCGGGAUCACCCCGAAGCUGUGCACGAGGACGAGGAGGGCGACGAUGAGGGCGACGACGAGGUCGGCGUCGUCACGACAUUGUGUCAAGGUUUCGAAACGAGGACCCGGAGCUUCUACAGCAUAUGUUCCAUUGACGCCGAUGACCUUGAACACGACCAGGAUCACAUCCGAUCCCAAACAGCUGGAGCGAUGCGAGCCCCAGGAACAGCUGAAGCAGGAACAGCUGCUCUGCCCCGCACGGCGGAGUCUCCCGUCCACAGCCAAUCACUCACAGAAGUAUCCGCAGUCCUGCAGACGUACGUCACGCAGUCGAACACAACCUGCCAGUCACGCGAUGCCAAGGAGGCAACUUCAGCACAGUUGCACUCUGCUGAACAGUCUUCCACCAUCUUGUCGCAUAAGUCACUCUCGGGAGAAGAAACCGCCGCCUCACCUCAUCCAGUCAUUCCUCCACAGCUGGUCGACUCUCCACCUGACCCGCCGCCCCCAUUAGGGCGUCAAAUACAGGCGGAGGACCCUCAGGUGUCCGCACCACACAGCCCUCGGCCUCGAGAUUCUGAUUGCCCGAUAGCUGCAAAGGCCGAUGAGUCAGAGGAUGACAUGACGAGUGCAUGUGAGGAGGAGGAGGAGGAUACCGUGGUCACAGAGGAGAGUGUGCACCUGGAGGACCACAGAGCAGCAGAGGAUCGGAGUGUGGACGAGAAGCUCGUCCAUGGUUCACAACCAGCCGCUGAGCCGGAUUCUCCCAGCUCCUCAGAACUCGACCUGACGCGGCUGCACGAGGAGGAGAGUGAUGAAGAUGAACCCUCCCUGCAGUUCAUCACUGUCCCUGUGAGCAUCACCGGUGAGGAAGGAGAUGUCGUCCACUGCGGCACAGCAGAUACAACUCUCACAGAAGUAACGUCGGUCUCCACCAUCUCCACUGCGUCGUUGCCGCUCGCCGAACUCGCUGCCUUUCCCCGUCACGCACACUCGACAAACCUGUCAGAUUUAGCCGAAACCGCAUCUCGCCAAUUUGACUCAUCAUAUAAAGUUGACGUUAACUCAAACGAUCAGACUUUAGUAUUGAGCCGCGUUGAGCCCUGGAAUCAGGACGACCAGCCUGCGUUUACCGGCUGUGAUCACGUCGAUGCCGGGUUGGAUUACUGUGACAUACAGACUCACGGCUCUGACGGCGAAGUAGCGUCGGGCUCGGAGGUCCCCGUGAGCCGAGGUGACGCACAGGCCGUCGAAACGCCAGACCCAGAAUUUCACGUGGUCACAGAGGAUUUAACUGAGACUGGCCCAAAAGCCUCUCACCUAGAGAAGAGUGAUGAAAGAUGUGAUGAGCGCCGUGACGACUGUGCAGCUACGGGGUCGGGCCCUGAGGUCGCAGAAUGUCAAAGGUGUCUCACACAGCCGCCUCCUCCUCCUGCCAACGACGAGCUCUCUGUUGUCGUCUGCUCCUCCACUUCCUCGUCUCCUCGCACGUCUUCUCAGGAAGCCGAGCAGACCUUCUGUGAAAGCAGCCAGAUCCAAGUAAAUCCACUGGAGAAACUUUCUGCGUCUGAAUGUGGGGGAGAAGAAGAAAUGUCAGCCACGCAGGCGUCUCAGGUUUGCCCCUUCUCUGUGUCAGCGAAUCGGGAAUCUCCACCUUCCCAUGAACCCCCAGAAAUGUUAACGUCCUCCAGUGUUUUCUCUGACUGUGUGAGCUCUCGACUGGACGUCGAGGGCGGUGACACCGCUGAAUGUUUACCCCAGUCUGGAGGUCCGUCAGCUGGACAUGACCCGGAGGAAGUCAAUGAGAUGAAGACGUUAGAGGAGGAGCGAACCACAGCGGACGAUAAUAUUUCUCCAGGAACUCCAGAGACGCCAUGUGAAAGUGCAGAGGUCCACGCAGACACCAGCGCCUUUGACAUGUACACGAUUCCUGGCGACUGCAGUUGUCAAGACGACAGAACUUUGGUUUCGGACCGUCGGGGGGUGGACCCCGGUCAGAUCGACGUCCACGCCUCGACUCCGUCCUACGAGAUCCACUUUCACAGUGACGGGCUUCCGUCGUCGUCUGCAGAGGAGGGCGAGCGCGAGGGCGGGAUGAGGGAGAUGGUGUCCGAGCUGCUGGGAGAGGACGCCGGCGCCUCGGUCUGCCGUCUCUACCCGCAGCCCUGGAUCCGGCUGGGUGUGGAGGACAGCUGCGGGGGGUGGGCCUGGGGGGCUUUGGGGGCCCAGGAAGAGGGCGAGAGCGGGACGGGUGGCGCCGACGAAGACGCAGAGCAGCUGCCGGCCUCGGUGUCCGAGCUGCAGCCGUCCAUGGCUCUGCUGGGGGCGUACCCCUACAGCACCGUGAUGCCCCAGGGGUCGUGUGUGUGGGACUGGCACUCGGACUGCACUCAGCCAGCGCUCGUCGCUGCUCCGAGCCUGAACCCAGAGGCCGAGGUAUGGACCAAUCAAAGCUACGACCUGGAAGUGCAUGGCGCCGCCCACCAGGCCCAGACGCCGUGGCUGCAGCUCUCCGACAACAUGAUGACCAAUCACGAAGGGUUCCUGUCACAGUUCCAGCUGGAGAACAUGAGCCUGGUUGAGGCGGAUCCCGGCCCACUGGAGUACCAGACGCUGACUACAGAUGAAGCACCUGUAGUUAAUGGAGAGUCCAGUUACCCACCGGUCACAGAGGAGAUGAGAGAAGGGCUGAGGACAGUUCUGGAGUUCUGCCUGACCAGGCAGCACCUGGGCAGCGACCUGUACCUCACGUCUCAGAUGGACGGCGACCAGUACGUUCCCAUCGCGACUCUCGCCAGCCUCGACAAGAUCAAGACUCUCAGCACAGACCUGGACCUCAUCUCCGACAUCCUGACAUCCCUGCCGCUGGUCCAGGUGGCCCCGUGCGGACAGAAGGUUCGGCCCAGACAGAGUCGAUGCGUGGUCAUCCUUCGCGAGAUCCCCGACAGCACGCCUCGAGAGGAGGUGGAGGCUCUCUUUGACGGCGAUGAUCUGCCCGAGUUCCUGAGCUGCGAGUUUGUGAGCAACGACAACUGGUUCGUCACCUUCAAAUCCGAGGCGGACGCACAGCAGGUCUACAAGUACCUCAGAGAGGACGUCCGGCUGUUCAAGGGGAAGCCGCUGAUGGUGAGGAUAAAGGCCAAGACCAUGACGGUCCCUUCCUACGCGCCGAAAAAUGGCUACAGUCUUCAAACGCAGCUGGAACAGUGCGGCGACCAUUUUGCCUCCUACUGUCCCACGGCGACGACCUACCAGCAUCCGCCGCCGUACGACUUCACCAACAAGACGUGGGACGCCUCCGUGUUCCACAAACAUGCUGCACCUCCAUCCAUGAACGAGUUGAUGAAUGUAUUCACGGCAGCGUCCAACUUCAAACCUCACAACCCUCACAGGCCCAGGAGAGGAUCCCGGUGGUCGAACUCCGGAGACCGUUGGCAGAGCGACUCCUCGCACGCGUCGGGGAGAUCGCCGGCAGAGCGCCCCUCCUCCUCCUCAUCCUCGCCCAGCUAUCCGGGCCGGGCGUGGCCACGAGGCAACGGGCGCCAUCCGGGCAGAGGCGGGAGGGCGGAGUCCAACAGGAGAGGAAACGGCCCGAGGAGGAGGGAGAACCCGAGGUCGUCGUGGGACAAAGCUGCUUCACAAAAUCCACCAAGUCGGCCUUCUCCUCCUCCUCCUCCUCUCGAGCUCGGGCCGACGAGCUUCCCUCCCCUCGUUCCGGCAAACGGUGGCAGCAUAGCAAGUGUACUCGGAGCACAGGGUCCAGUCGCCAGCAGCAGCAGCACAACGUCCCAGGAGCCUGAUCAAGUCUCGCAGUCGGACGUGACCGAGGGAGCCGGGGUGGCGAGCGAAGCCGGACCCGCCCGGCUCGCACAGGAACCAGUCACAGAGUCCAAGAAGCUGAGCUACGCCGCUAUCUGCCAGAGAGCGCCAUCGGCGUCCAACGGGCCGCCGAUCCCACCCGCAGACAACGCCCCCUCGGAGUCCAGCACACCCAACUAACCCUGUCCCGUUGGCCACGCCUCCCGAUCCCAGCUCUGUUACCAUGGUAAUAAGACUGAGAGGAGGACGCUUUUUCUUUUUCUUUUCUUUUUUUCUAUGACUAUUUUAUAAGACGAACGUGUGAGUGACUAUUACACUUUUUCAAACUGUACAACUGAAGCAGCAUGUUUAGUGUGAAGAGCUCCACAGUCGUUAGCAUCUGAAUCUGGACCAGCGGUUUUGGACCGGCGCCGGUACAGAGGUCACGUCCUCGGGCACGUCCUCGGGCACGCUGUAGCUGGAAAGAGUCUGUCAAUGUCCAUCUGCCACUUUUUACGUUGGUUUAAUUUCUUGGUUUUCUGGUUCAGGUCCGCUUAAUCGAAAAAGAGCUGGGUUCCCAUUUUGUUGAUUUGGUGUGUGUGUGUGUGUGAGGAUCACACCUCUGAACGUGAACGUACGAUCCUGUGAAAAGCUUUGAAUAUUAAUCCUUUUAUUUGAGCAUGAUUUAUUUUUUAUUUUUUAGAAUUUAAUUUAUGUCGUAAUUUGUUUUAUUUAUGUCAGUCGUCGGGGAGUGUGAUUCGGUGUCUCGCAGGGGAAGCGUUCUCUUUUCCGGCCGGGAGCUGUGGAUUUUCGUACAGUCGUCCACGUUUUUCAGCAAAAGAACCCGAAUAUUAUUUGUUUUUGAUGACUUGAGUUUGAUAGUUUUGAGUUCAAAUGUUCUUCUGUUUCAAAGUCUUGAAAUUUUUUUAAAUGUUAGAGCAGGGACGAUGGUUACGGCACGCGCGUUUCUUUUUUUCUCUUUUUUCUGUACAGAUGUACAUAAUACUGAAGGACGAUUAAAGAAGUGCCUUUGAAGUUAAAAAA